AUGGUGAAAGAAGUUGAAGAUCCUGAUGUACGUCUUCUUCGAGAGAUGGGUUAUACUCAAGAGCUCUACCGUGGUUUUUCUCCAUUUAUGUCAUUUGCUUUCUGUUUUACUGCUGUCAAUGUUCUCACAUCAAUUUCAAUCGGUUUCACGUAUUCAUUGAAUACUGGUGGAUCAGGAGUAACCAUAUGGGCAUGGGUUAUUGGAGCUAUAUUUACCAUUCUGAUCGGUCUAUCGUUAGCUGAAAUAUGUUCUGUAUAUCCCAGUGCUGGAUCUGUAUAUCAUUGGGCAGGCCAGCUGGUUUCCGCUAAACAUGCACCAUUGGCUUCGUUCAUUUGUGGUUGGUUCAAUUUCAUAGGAAAUUUUGCAGAUGUUGCAUUUGCGUCUGGAUUUGCUACGAUUAUUAAUGCUGCCAUCAUUCUGGAAGGCAAAGAUUCAAUUAACACAGGUGCUCAAGUAGGCAUUGCUAUAGGAAUAUGUUUUGUAUGGGCUGUUCAAAAUGCAUUGCGAAUUGAUCAACAAGGCUGGCUCAAUAAUUUUGCUGUUAUCUUCCAACUUGGCUCGGCAAUUAGCAUCGUUGUAGUGCUUCUGACUAUGGCUCCUGAGAGAGCUACGGCUCGCAAUGUUUUCACAUCAACAUACAAUGGUACCGGAUUUUCAUUUCCAUAUGUAUGCUUGAUUGGCAUUCUUUCAACACUUUUUUCAUUCUCUGGCUAUGAAGCUGGUGCCCAUUUGGCCGAAGAAACUAGAGGUGCCAGCCGCGCAGCUCCAAAAGGAAUCGUAAGCACUUGUAUAUGUAGCGCUAUUACUGGUUUUGCUUACUUGCUUGCUCUACUCUUUGCCAUUCCCGACGUGAGCUCGUUUGUGGACAAUAACAGUGGAGAUAAUUCAACGCAAAAUUUUGCCGUUGCUGCCUAUCAGCUUGCUGUACCCCAUCAAGGCGCACUUGCACUGGCGAUUCUGCUCAUUCUUAAUUUGUAUUUUGCCGGUAUGUCAUCAUUGACAGUGACCAGUCGAAUAGGCUUUGCCAUGGCUCGUGAUGGUGUUUUUCCACUAUCAGUCUAUCUACGUUGGAUAUUCAAGCCGACAAAAACUCCAUUGGGCAAUGUGAUAUUUGUUUUUGUCAUUGACUCUCUUCUUCUUCUACUUCAAUUAGCAUCGACGACUGCUUUCACUGCUAUUCUCUCCAUUGCCACACUUGGCUAUCAAAUAUCCUAUUUUAUGCCUAUUUUAUUCCGAUGUACAACAGCUCGACACAAUUUUCCACUAGGUGAUUUCAAUUUAGGUAGAUUCGGUGUACCCAUCGCUAUUAUCUCGGCCGCUUGGCUUUUUAUUACAUCCAUCAUCAUGUUAUUUCCGGCCCAAUAUCCGGUCACUAAAGAUAAUAUGAACUAUGCUGUAGUAAUCAUCGGUGGCAUAGCAUUCCUUGCGGGUGCCUAUUGGAUUUUCUCUGCUCGCUAUUGGUUUGUAGGGCCAAAAAGAACUACUAUGAAUUCUAAUGAAUUAUCAGCGGACCUGGCUACCACCGAUGACACCAAAGAAAUAACACUAUCACCCAGUAUCAUUCAUGUUCGAUUGUGA
Rotaria sp. Silwood2 is the source of this 1578-nucleotide messenger RNA. NCBI's taxonomy places the organism in Eukaryota, Metazoa, Rotifera, Eurotatoria, Philodinida, Philodinidae. The record is from the annotation of a GenBank genome assembly.